Nicotiana attenuata is the source of this 690-nucleotide messenger RNA. RefSeq lists its product as uncharacterized. The record is from RefSeq and is a predicted model, not a curated record. The transcript is spliced from 2 exons. NCBI's taxonomy places the organism in Eukaryota, Viridiplantae, Streptophyta, Magnoliopsida, Solanales, Solanaceae. The coding region runs from base 1 to 690 and encodes 229 amino acids.
AUGGAGCUUCCACAAUUUCAGAGCAUUAUUCAGCAAGUGUGGAACCAGUGCUAUGAUGGAGCACCUAUGCAACAGAUUUGGUGUAAACUGAAGAAUAUGAAGGAACAACUGAAGGAGAUAAAUGCCUAUAUGGCUUCAUACAAACAGAGUCUUGAGCAGGCAAGAGAGAAAUUGGAUAUUAUACAGAGUCAAAUGAAGCAGGAUCUUUUGGCACAGGCCCCUUUUAAUGAAGAGAAAGCAGCAUUAGAUGAAAUUGAGAUGUGGAGUAAUGUGGAGGAACAAGUAAUGAGGCAGAAGUCCAAGGCUUGCUGGAUUGAAUGUGGAGAUGCCAAUACAAAGUAUUUUCAUGCUCAAUGGAAGAUUAGAUCCAUCCAAAAUAGUAUAACAUCCAUUUAUACUGAUACCGGUAUGAAACUAACAGAGCCCAAAUUAGUUGAGCAGGAAUUCAUCAGUGUGUUUCAGUCUUUGAUGGGAGAUUCUUCUACUGAGUUGCCAUGUGCAAACACAACUAUAAAUGUUACAAUUGAGGAGAUCACAGAAGCAGUAAGGGAGAUGCCUAAAGACAAAGCACCAGGGGUUGAUGGGUUCCCUGUGGAGUUCUUUACCAGAAACUGGGAGAUAGUGAAAGAUGAUAUAUUUGUAGCUGUUAAGGAUUUUUUUUUCUACCAACAGAUUGCCUGGAAUGAUUAA